UUGCCAAAGCUCACAAGAUAUCACAAAGGGAAAUGGAUAUAUUUUGGCUAGUUGUACUCAUCAUCUCUCUCUCUUAUCCCCCAUUGUCCCAUGGAGCAGCAGACACAAUUUGUGGAAGCAAAUAUAUCACAAAAGGGAAAACCAUUGUCUCUUUAGGGGGGAGAUUUGAGCUGGGUUUCUUCACACCAGGCAAAUCCUCCAACUAUUACAUUGGCAUUUGGUACCAAAACAUCUCGCCUCAAACUGUAGUUUGGGUCGCAAACAGGAAUAAACCUAUCCCCUCCAUCGAAAUCAAUUCCGCCAAACUACUAAUCCUCGAGGGCAACUUGGUGCUCACGACCGUGACGCAAGGCGUGGUGUGGUCCACAAACAUCAACUCCGAUGUUGCCUUGCCGCAACCUGUGAUCGCAAGGCUGAACGACGAUGGGAACUUGGUUUUGAGUUACAACCACACGGAAACACCGCUUUGGCAGAGUUUUGAAAACCCCACGGAUACGUUGUUACCUAUUUCAAAGUUUGGAUUCAACAAGCGCACCGGAAAGGGGCAGGUUUACACAUCGUGGAAGAGUUCCGAAGAUCCAGCACCAGGGUUGUAUACUUAUGCCAGGGAUGCCAUUGUAUCAUAUAUGAAGUGGAAUGGCACCGAGGAAUAUUGGAAUAGUGGACCCUUUAUGAACACUACUCAUCAAUUUCAAAACUUGCCUCGUGACCUCUGGACUGCUAUGCUCAAUUCUACCUUUGUGAACAACGACAACGAGACAUACUAUAUGUACACCAUUCCAGAUCCCUCAUUCAUAACUAGACACGUCGUUGACAAAGACGGGCAAGUGAAACAAUGGGCAUGGAUGAACACUACCAAGGACUGGCUGUUCUUCUAUACUCAACCCGUACAUCAAUGCGAUAUCUACGCCUAUUGUGGGCCGUUUGGCAUCUGCAAUCAGAACUCCUCGUCAACCCUUUGUACUUGUUUGCAGGGUUUCAAGCAAAGAUCAGAGAAAGAUUGGGGGCAAAACUACUUUAAUGGUGGAUGUGUAAGGAUAACCAACUUGCAGUGUGGGAAUGAAGAGGAUAAGUUCAAAGAGUAUCCCAAUAUGUUGUUACCUAGGCAUCCUCAAAAUGUGACAGUUGGGAGUGGCGCAGGAUGCAAAUCUACUUGUUUGAACAAUUGUUCUUGCACUGCCUAUGCUUACCAUGAUGACACCCAUGUUUGUUCGUUUUGGGUGGGAGAACUCUUCAAUUUGAAGCAACAAGAUGUUGGCGGGAACACAAUCUACAUCAGACUUGCUUCCUCUGAAUUUUCAAAUGUCAAAGAUAAAAAUUCAAAAAGGCUAUCAGGAAAGGUCAAAGUUAUUGUACCUAGUGCAGUAGUUGCAGCAACUCUAGUAUGCAGUCUUGUCUUUGUUUGUUAUUUUAAAACAAAGAGGGCAAAAUUACAAAACGCAGAAAGUGGGAUGGGAGAUGGAACGGGAGCCAUUGAUCUAAUGAUAGGUGAAGAUAAUGAUGAAGGAAUUUAUGUACAACUCUUUAGUUUCGAGAGCAUAUUGGCAGCAACGGUCAAUUUUUCCGAUUCAAAUAAACUUGGAAAAGGAGGGUUUGGUCCGGUUUAUAAGGGCAAAUUUCAAGGAGGGCAAGAGAUAGCAGUAAAAAGAAUGGGUAGUCAUUCUAACCAGGGCAUGGAGGAAUUUAAGAAUGAAGUGCUACUAAUUGCAAAGCUUCAACAUAGAAAUCUGGUUAAACUUUUAGGUUACUGUAUGCAAGCGAAAGAAAAGAUCUUAAUAUAUGAAUAUAUGCCAAAUAAAAGUUUGGACACCUUCAUAUUUGAUCGAACACGUUGUAUGUUAUUGAAUUGGAACAAGAGAGUUGACAUCAUAUUGGGAAUUAUUCGAGCACUCGUUUAUCUUCACCAUGACUCAAGACUGAGGAUUAUCCAUAGAGACUUGAAAACGAAUAACAUUUUAUUAGAUGAAGACUUGAUGCCGAAGAUCUCAGAUUUUGGCUUGGCUAGGAUUGUUGAAGGAAAAACGAUAGAAGCAAACACUAAAAAGAUUGUUGGCACCUAUGGAUAUAUGUCUCCAGAAUAUGCAUUAGAUGGUUUGUUUUCAACAAAAUCAGAUGUAUUUAGCUUUGGAGUGGUUAUGCUGGAAAUUAUUACUGGAAAGAACAAUAGUGCAUUUUAUGAGCAUGAAGAAGUCUCCAACCUUUUAGGUUAUGUAUGGAAGUUGUGGACUAAGGGAAACACAAUGGAUUUGGUAGAUGAAUCAGUCCUACAAUCAUGUAAUGAAGAUGAAGUGUUAAAGUGCAUAAAUGUUGGACUGUUAUGUGUGGAAGAAGAUCCAAAUAAUCGUCCAAACAUGUCCAAUGUACUUUUAAUGCUUAGCAAUGAAAAUACGGCUCUUUCAAAGCCAAAUCAACCAGCUUUCGUUGCAAGGACACACACUUCAGUCAACUCUAAUACAGUUGAGAUUGAUAAAUCGUGCUCCAAUGAGUUGACAAUUUCAGAUCAAGAAGGUCGAUAGAGAUAUGGAUAAUGAUUAAUUAGCAUCAUAUCCUAUAACUUGAAGUUGCAGUAGAUUAUAAAUAUGAGUUUUAUGAAAUAGGAGUAUAGUUCAUUGCUUUGAAUUGUUCCAUUUAUUUUGAAUUAUUGUUAGUUAUUCAUGUA
Messenger RNA from Ipomoea triloba (trilobed morning glory), 2659 nucleotides. RefSeq names its product putative receptor-like protein kinase At4g00960. The coding region runs from base 33 to 2516 and encodes 827 amino acids. The transcript has 9 exons. The record is from RefSeq and is a predicted model, not a curated record. NCBI's taxonomy places the organism in Eukaryota, Viridiplantae, Streptophyta, Magnoliopsida, Solanales, Convolvulaceae. Gene Ontology annotation, molecular function: protein serine/threonine kinase activity; ATP binding. Gene Ontology annotation, biological process: recognition of pollen; protein phosphorylation.